CAUCGCGACACACUAAAUUCGGACACCUCAGGCUCAGUCUCUCAGAAAUACCAACUUGCUAAUCGUACAACUCCAACCGCGCAUUCCAAAAAUGGCGACUCCUUCGUCAGCGUUCAUCACAGCGUUCCGGCAGUUCCAGCUGCCCGCAGCCAUGCUGCCAGUGUUCUACAGCGAGGCCUACAACAUGGGGUUUGGCGGAAUUGAGAAGGUCCUGUCGCCGCACCCAUUCGACGCGACAAAGUACCGCGGCGUCUUCAAACAUCUCCGCGCCGGACCGCUCGCGAGUGCGUUUGCGCCUGCGAGGAUUAUGGCGCCGCCGGCUGUCGCGUCCGACCAAGAUCUGCUGAUUGCACACUCGGAGGAGUACCUGCGCAGCCUGAAGAGCAGCACCACCGUCGCUCACAUUGCUGAGGUCAUCACUCUCGCCGUGCUCCCAAUCUUCAUGGUCAACUAUGGCAUCGUCACCCCGCAGCGCACCAUGACAUCGGGAACCGCAUUCGCAGCCAAAGCAGCCAUGCAAGCCGGGUGGGCCAUCAACGUCGGCGGCGGGUUUCACCACGCCUCAUGCAACGAGGGUGGCGGCUUCUGCAUUUUCGCAGACAUUUCGUUCGCCAUCAAACUCCUCAUGCGCGAAGGCCUUCAGCGAGCCAUGAUUGUUGAUUUGGACGCACACCAAGGAAAUGGCCACGAGAAUGACUUUGCACAAGACAAGGACCGUGUCUAUAUUCUGGACGUGUACAAUCGAGACAUUUACCCCGGAGACCGCAAGGCGAAAUCGGGCAUGUCGCUGAACGUGCCUGUUUCGUCGGGCAUUGCUGACGCAGAGUAUUUGCAAACUGUCAACGAAUCUUUGGACCAAGCUUUGGCGCAGUUCUCCCCCGAUCUGAUUGUUUAUAACGCAGGGACGGACUGCCUCAUUCACGAUUCCUUGGGAAGGAUGGCCGUCUCUGAGCAAGGAAUUCUAGACAGGGACGAAGCGGUCUUCCGUCGCGCCUUGAGCCGAAACAUCCCGAUCGUCAUGGUACUUUCCGGGGGCUACCAGUCCUCCAACUCUCGCGUCAUUGCAAGGAGCAUUGAGAAUAUGGUUGAAAAGUUUGAUUUGCUAUCGCGACCCUGGCUUGUCAAGCAGUAGCCACACAACGCAAGUUCUAGCAACAAACCACACAUUCAAAAAAAAAAAAAAAAAAGAAACAAAGAAGGAAAAAAAAAGUCUAUAUUCACUGUUUUACAUUUUUGCACAGUAGUGCGCUAAUCUUGGGAGAUGUGCGCUGCACUAGUCUUCGGAAAAGUACGCGUGCUUCAUCGCCUCGUAGCAUGAUAUCGACACGGCAGUCGCUGGUGCCAGCCAAAGUGCUCGAGCUGCCAUGCCCUGCGUCAAAGCCCGCCACCCUUCUUCACGCACAAUCCGCAAUGCCGCGUCUAGAGGACUUGCGUAGCUCAGACCAAGCCAAGGCGUCUGUGCGACGACGCCGUUCGCGAGCGCAGUGGUGCCAACCUGCACCUGCCACCGAGUCUUGAUCACAUCCAACGGAUUGGUCAUCAAAGCUGCAAUCGUGGCACAAGAAACAAAAAACACCACAAGGUCCAAUCCAAACAGUCGGGUGGAGGUCAUGUGAGUUUCGAAAACGCACAGCCACACAAAGCAAAUACGACGCAAAACAGGACAGGAGAAAAAGUCCCCACCUGCUAUCGACGCGGCUGUCGUGCUAAUUCCUAACGUGGUUGAAAAACUCAGAGGGGGCAAGUCUUCGGAAUCAGACAGCGGGCGAUGGCCUCGUAUCCGCAAUGCCAAGAGUUUGAGUUGCUCAAAAGUGACAAAGAAUAUUGCAGAGUGCGGGAUAAACACGGUUAGAGUUGUAAAGUAGCCUCGAUACAUGCCGCGAAUGCCUUCUUGCGCCACGAUUGUUUUGAAGGCAUGGGUGGACGAUUUGUAGCGCUGAAGUUCGCCUCCUGCCGCCUGUGCUUCAGGUCGGGGGGUGCUUUUGUCAGAAUAAGGCCGCCGAGCAACACCCCUCGCUUCUGCUCCAGCACAAUGUUUGACCACGUUACCUGCAACCGCUGCUUGAUCACCUCCAUGGGAGUCCAGAAGAGGCCACUGACCACUUCGGCAGUGACGCCAGCCAACAAAUGCGUAGCGAGGCCCUCGUGACCGCUAGCCAAGUGCCCUCGACCCGCGUUGAGCUGCGACGAGAUGUACUUCUUGGCCUCGUCGUAUGUGAAGAGGUAGGUCGCGAGUGCCGGAGCACCAAUUCCCUGCACCAACGCCAAAAAGUGACAAGUAUAUCAGCGAUCAGCGAUAAGUGCUCUUGACCUCAAAAGGCGCUCCGCCAUGGCGUCCUGUUCGCUUGAUUCCUGUACCAUUGCAAUACCAACACCACUGUACAGGCCUCGAACGCCUUCCUGGGCGACGAUCGAGCGUCCACAUGCCCACGUUUGGCGCAGGGCAGACGUCAAGUGAGCUGGCGGUCGCGAUGGCUCGCCAGUGUGCUUCGCCGACCACUACAAGCAUGCAUUCAUACAUGGCACAAUUCGAUGCAAUAGAACAUGGGCACAAAACUGACUGACUUGGGCCUGGACACCAAGGGGUCGAUCGCCGCCAUGACCCAUAGCAUGGCUCGUGCCAUGAUUGUGCACUUGCAAGCGUGUGCGGAUGGUGUCGAACGGAUGCGUCGUGAAUCGCGCCAGGCCACUCGCAAUCCCCGAAGCGACAAAGUGCUGCACGGACGACCCGAGCGACUGGCGCUGGGCUGGCUGGGCAACCACAGGGACGUCAGUAGUGACAGUACUACUGGCAGUAACAGCAGCAGGACCAAGCAGAGUCCGUGGAGGCGGUGAUUUUUCAGCCAUGCCAAAAUCCCUCAGAAGCACGACUGAGCACUGCACUGUCUCAGCUUGGAGAUGUAAUCGCAACGAAAACACUACUGUAGAGCUUGAAGAGUCAGCAAAGUGUUUGGAAAGAAUUAUCAGAUGGGAGGUGGCGGGGAGACCUGCGAAUUCUCGUGCUUACAGGUAACAGUGCAAAACACCAACACACACCAAGGCAAAGAAACACUGAACCACGAUGGAAACUACCACAUCACCAAAGUGUUGCUGGGGCGGCUUUAGGAAGCAUACUCUUCGGCACUCCGAAGCUCGCCAUGCUCGCACAGCCAGUCGACCAACCGUCCAAGAAACUUGUCGUUCGAAACAGUGUCGCUGUCGCCAAUCACGCACACGUGCCGACGUGCACGCGUGAUGGCAACGUUCAAGCGUCGGUGUUCUGCCAGAAAGCCCACUUCGCGCUUGUCAUUGGAGCGCACGAGCGAAAUCACCACAGCCUCCUUCUCGCGGCCUUGAAACCCAUCAACGGAGCCAAUUUCUAGCUGUGGGUACUGAACAGAGAGCUUGCUGCGCAGGCGUCCGACCUGGGCAUUGUACGGGGUGAUAACCGCCAUGUCUC
This is a messenger RNA of Capsaspora owczarzaki ATCC 30864, 3439 nucleotides long. Its product is annotated as histone deacetylase 11. The record is from RefSeq and is a predicted model, not a curated record. The transcript is spliced from 5 exons. NCBI's taxonomy places the organism in Eukaryota, Filasterea, Ministeriida, Capsasporidae. Bases 92 to 1132 code for a protein of 346 amino acids. Gene Ontology annotation, molecular function: histone deacetylase activity.